Molecule: messenger RNA, 936 nt
Organism: Theobroma cacao (cacao)
Lineage: Eukaryota; Viridiplantae; Streptophyta; Magnoliopsida; Malvales; Malvaceae
Product: transcription factor MYB14-like
Source: RefSeq, a predicted model, not a curated record
CCUUGAAGAGAGUAAAGAGAGAGAAAGCUAGAGCUUGAAGAUGGUGAGAGCUCCCUUCUAUGAUAAAAAUGGAAUGAAGAAAGGUGCAUGGAGUGCAGAAGAAGAUCAUAAACUAAGAUCUUAUAUUCAGAGAUAUGGCCACUGGAAUUGGCGUGAACUUCCAAAGUUCGCUGGUCUUAAAAGGUGCGGAAAGAGUUGUAGAUUAAGAUGGAUGAAUUACCUCCAGCCUCAAGUAAAACAUGGGAACUACACUGAAGAAGAAGAUGCCUUGAUCAUGAAAUUACAUGAAGAAUUGGGUAACAGAUGGUCCACGAUCGCUGCAAGAUUACCUGGAAGAACAGACAAUGACAUUAAAAAUCACUGGCAUACUCAUCUAAAGAAGCGUGCAAAGCGAAAUCUAAAAACAUCUGAUGGGAAAGAAUACGAUUAUACAACUUCCCAAACUGAGGCCACCCACAACUCUGAAGGUGAAGCUGAAAGCAUAAUUAUUGAUACUCUCCCCAGUAUGAUCUUAGAGAGUUCACCCUUGUCUCCUACAACAUCUUCAAGUACCGAAUUGUACUCCUUCAGCUCCGAAAGUGGAUUUAUAUCCAGCUUAAAUAUUGGUGCCACGGAGGAUAUUUGUCUUCAUUCUUCAGAAAUAUAUGAAGAUCAAAGCAGUGGAGAUUUCUGGAGUGAGCCCUUUGUAGCAGACAAUAUCUACAACCAAGAUGGUUAUCCAUCAUUCUUGGCAAGGGGCGAAUUUGCGCUGCCAUUGCCUUAUGACAUGUAUUUUGAUGAUUCUGCUGAUUUGCUCUAUCAAGUACUGAUGCAUGAAUUACCGUAAAUUUACUUUUGGUUAUUUGCCAUGCUAGCAUGUUAAGUAUAUUAGUACUAUAUUGCAAUUGUAUCUUAAGGAGAAACUAAAAUUAUCAUAGCUAUAACUUAUUAACAUGC